GGAGCAUAUCAUCACAUGGUCCGGCGUCCUCGGAACGUUGGACCAUACCAUCCCAUGGUCCGGCAUCCCCGCGAGGUCGGAUCACACCAUCGCAUGGUCCGGCGUCCUCGGGAUGCCGGACCAUACGAUCACAUGGUCGCGUGCCGAGGACGCCAGACCAUUGUGUCGUUUCUGUUUCCGUUCGGGGAGUGGGGGGCCAUGUGCUGUGAACGUCCGACGCUCCCUCUGUUGGUGCACCCUUUUGCGAUGAAAGACCAGCGUGUGCCCUCGGGAGUUGUCGUCCGACAGCGGUGCCCUGUGAAAACGGUUCGCGGUGAGAUGGUCAUGGCGGUUGUUUGUCGUUUCUGUGUGUGCGAGUCGUGGAAGUUCGUCGGGUACGGCAUGCGGGUCGCUGCUAUGCCUCCUUUUGAUAAGUCGCGGAAAAAAGACGGAUCGCAGGUUGUGAUGCUCCGCCCUUUCGAUUUUCUCAAGAGAAUUAACUGUCACAAGGUGUCUAGGCAUGUGUGCACGGUGGACAACAAAUUGGCGCUCUCGGAACCCCUCAUACCGUUCGAUAUUCAACUUGACGAGUUCGCAUCGAAGCUUCGGUCUUAUAAAUUGCAGGUGUUGGGCCAGGCUAUUCUACACAGUGCGAUCUCUGCUGGGUCGCCUCAUGGCGGUGGGGACCCGGGUGCUCGACAAAUCAGCUCGGUGGGAAUUACCGAACGUGAUAAGGUCGUAGAGAAGUCUGAGCCUGUCCAUAAGUCUGAUCUCGCGCCGCGUUCACUAACGAAUACGGUGUCCAAACGGUUAGCGCCGGGUCUGAAGCGAUGGCAAGGUCCGGUGGAAGCUUCGUUUUCACGUCAUGAUGGUGGCAGCGAAGUUUGCGAGGAUCCUGAUAAGACGGAGGACGACUUAUCAGUUGAGCAACAUGUGCUUGAGAGAAAUACUGAAGGGAACGAAGGACAUGACGAAGACGAAGACGAUCAGUUCGCUGGCUACGACGGUGGUGACGGUGACGAACAGGGAGUCAGGGACAGCGAGGAAGGGGUGGAAGACGAGGACGGAGGGGACGACGAUGACGGUGGGGAUGACGAGGAAGACGGUGACGACCAUCGUGGGCUCAAAGAUGGCGAUGACGACGAGGAAACUGGGGUUGGGGAGGCGGAGGACAAAGACAGCUACGAAGCGGGGAGUGAAGGGGUUGGAGAGGACGUCCUCAACACACAGAGAUUGGAGUAUGAUGACGACGGCAAUGCGAUCGAUCGGCCUGUUCAGGUGUUCGUAGAUGUCCGCAAGAUUUUGCCGAACCCAGACAACGGGGAAUUCCAGUACAAUCACAGACCCUUGAACGAGAUGUUGGUCGCCUCCAUAAAAGACUCUAUGGAACGGCCAGAGAAACAGAAAGAGUGGGACAGAAACACCUUCAUUCUGACUCCUGUUAUAGAAGUCAUGCGGAAUGGGCAGAAACAUUGGCAACGUUUGAAACCCAAGGACUGGAGGGACGAGGAUGUCAAUUCGUACCAUUGGUACGUCGUAGCAGGCCAAAACACGGUGGAUGCUGCGAAGAGGUUGGAGCGAGCAAACUCUCGAGCUGCUAGGAAAUGGGGCGUGCAGUCAUGGAAAGCGCGUGCGGUGUACUUCGAUGAUGACCAUCUUGACGGGUAUGCCUACAUUUCCACAUUUGACAACACGAGGGAGACUCGAUAUAUCCCUUUGUCGUUCAGAAUGGCUGUCACCGCAAUAAGAGGGUUGUGGCGUCAUAUGAAAUUCCCGAAGGGUGACUGGCAUCUGGCUAAAACAAAAGAUGAGAAGGUGGCGCAGCAGCAGAACUAUCACUCUUUUCUGCGCGAAGCGAUACGGAUGACACCAGACACCAAGCUCUGGAAUCAGUCGCUGAACAACAAAUUUGUCCAUAAUUGGUCCAACCUCUUGAGGCCGUUCAUGUGCCUUGCCACCACUGGCAACGCAGUGUGGCAGUUGGUGAACCGGUUCUUCGAUAUGUGGGAGAAAGGGGAAUUGCCUGGGCAGGAUGGAGUCAGGCCGGUUGAUCAAGAGGGGAGGCCAGGCGAGGCGUCCGGUGCAGGUCCAACUGCCAAAAUAGUGAAACGGAAAAAGGAACUGGUGCACUACGUGCAGUCGAACAAAAGUCCAAAUGGGUACUAUGUGUGUGUUCAUGACCCUGCGGCGAGCGCUUGGAAAGUGUUCGGGGAUUUCACUGCUAGGGAGAAGGAGAUGGCAUUGGAUUUGAUUUUGGCAGGGAAGGUCGUUGUCACCACCGGCAGGACUUUCGCCAAGAAACUGAUGAACAUGAACGACCUCUACACAGAAGUGCGCAGGGAGAGAUACAUGGUGUGCAUGUUCAACUACGUGCUCUUCAAGUCGGAAUGUAGGGGACAGCGUGAGUGGAAUGAAAAUUUCUUCAUCGGGUAUGAUGAUAUUAUGAAGAGGUUUCAGCCGCACUGGUUGACAAAAGAUAAAUGGGAGAAGAAGAAGAUGAAACUUCCAAUUCAGAGAACGAACAACGAGGGGAAGAGUGUGCUUCUUAUGGGCAACGUCCAAUCUGGGUCAGUUUGGGACUUGCUUCGAUCUUGCCGUCAUGUGGUGGCAUGUGACGGCUCUACCACCAUGCUCGAAUAUUGUUCGUGGUUUAUUGAUCACCUCGUCCAUAAUUCCGAAAGUCGUUGUCACUUCGAACGGCCCAAAACCCAGCAUUGGCCAGACCGAGACAUGUUCCUGAAACUCGGAAAGAAGAGGGAAUCUUUAUGGAAGUACUUGUUCUGCAAUGCUCCUGACACACGAACGGAGACUGAUUACGUUGCGCGAAAAGUCGUCGCUCUCCAACACCUCCAGCGGUACCACGACGCCAAGAUUGGUGCAAUCGAGAUAUUUCUGGCACGUUGCGAGGACCUGUGGUUCGACGCAAGGAUUUAUAACGAAGCGUUGAAGCCUGAAGACCGUUUCGAUAUGAUGGACAAUGAGGAGGAUACCGAUGAUGAUGAGAUCGACCUGCCGCUGCCUGAUGCAAGAAACCACGCAGCUGACAAGAACAUGCGCACCGGGUCCUUAUCGGGGGGGGACCCGGCGGUGGUUGAAGUCGGGGGACCGACAAUGGCCAGCUGCAAGACCGCCCAGCUCACACAUACGCAGACGUCAUCCGCAGGAGAUGGUACCGAGGCAAGCACUUCGAAAUGGAAAGACAAGAGAGGCGCCCCAGGGUUUCCAACGCGGAUGCGGCAAAUGUUCGACCACAUCAUGGAAAUGCCAACAGAGAACCAAACUCGUGGUCAACAUGACGACGCGGGGCCCGAGGAGGAUGAUAUGUGUCUGGAGGACAAUCCGCUGUUCCACAUUCCAGACGACGAGGACAAAGAUCUAACUCCUGGAGAUGAAAUCGAAAGUCACAUGAAGGAGAGCAAAGGAGGACCUCACGUUUUGAACACCAAGUUCACAGAGACCGAGGGGAAAAGACGGCAGGUCCGGGAUGUGGUGGGGAAAAGGCAGGAAAUACAAAGGAACAGGGGGGAAAAGAAGACCACAACCGACGAAGAUGCGGGAGAUGCCGGAGAUGGGGGUGCCCAACGGGUGCGCAGUGGACUGGGAGACCCGCUUUCGGCAGCCAACACAGGCAUGUCGUCACAUGGAGGAUGGAGUGGAUGGGAGCACGAUGCGGGAGAUGCACUGGUAUUUGGAGGAGCAAGCCCGCGGGAUACUACUGAGCCUUUAACGGAUAACAGAGAUGAGGGGGACAAACUUAUGCACAUGGUAUGCACUGGCUCUGGCUCGCAGAUAGCCCCAGACUCGAUGGAGAGGGAAGAAGGUGGUGGUAUGGAGGGAGUUCCUAUGACACAUGGUCGUGAUGCGGGAAAUGAUGAUGAGGAAGCUGAUGGGGAUGCAAACCUCGAACACAACAUGGAUGUGGACAGCGAGGAUGGAUUGGGAAAGGAAGCUUCAUGCUGUGGCAGAUCCGGCGGCAGCAGUUCGCACGUGAUCAACUUGAUCGAACAAUCAGGUGAGAACGGAGGAAAGUCACACAAUGAAGGAAGAUCGUUGUCAUCAGCCGAACCAACAAAAAUGGACCAUGCUUUGCAUGAUGGGGCUGAGGGAAGGUGCAGUCCGAAGCGUGAAACACGAGAGGAAAAAGAGGAAUGCGGUGUGCGGCGCUCAAAGAGAGGCAGGGAGAAGAAAGCAGCAUAGCACACACGCAUGUGCAUGUGUGUAUGUCUUGCAGUGACGUGUGUGUGUGUAUGUGUGUGUGUGUGUGUGUAUGUGCAUAUGUGUAUGUUCAACAAUUGCAGAACAUUUCAUCACGAAUGUGACAAUCAGUUUGACAAGUCCAAUCUAUGUAGCACGAGGACGAUCCCCGUCACAGCUGCAUAUAGCUCAUACUUUUUCACUAAACUUCUAGGCAGGAACAUGGAAUAUAAGUACGAUAAAGUUGCUAGAUGGUU
Molecule: messenger RNA, 4430 nt
Organism: Chara braunii
Lineage: Eukaryota; Viridiplantae; Streptophyta; Charophyceae; Charales; Characeae
Source: the annotation of a GenBank genome assembly